This is a messenger RNA of Cladocopium goreaui, 1728 nucleotides long. The record is from the annotation of a GenBank genome assembly. NCBI's taxonomy places the organism in Eukaryota, Dinophyceae, Suessiales, Symbiodiniaceae.
AUGAGAACGCCCACGCGUUCGCCACGAGGUUUUACCCUCGUGGAGCUGCUGGUGGUGAUCGCCAUCAUCGGCAUCCUGGUGGCGCUGCUGCUGCCAGCCGUUCAGGCCGCCCGUGAAGCGGCCCGUCGCAACUCGUGCUUGAACAACACCAAGCAGCUCGCUUUGGCGUUGCACAACCACCACGACGUGCGGCUCUACUUCCCGCUGGCGUCGACCCGGCCGUUCUUCACGAACGAACUGGGGAACGUUGCGGGCGCCUACACGGGCAAUCGUAACGCCGACGACGCGCAGACGAACCGGACUAACGGGGACGACGACACAAUCCUCGCCGACGGUUACAGCUGGAUCGUGCAACUGCUGCCGUUCGUCGAAGAGAACACGCUGUACGAUCGGAUGCAGCAGCAGACACGCAAGUUCACCGCCGACGCGUUCAACCUGGACAACACGCUUUCGGCUGACAACGGGGCAACCGCCGCCAGCCGCCAGAACCCGUACUUCUGGGAGACGCAGAUCGAGCCGUUCCGCUGCCCGAGCUUCGACGGCGACGCGACGGCCGGCAACAUCAUGAACGGGACCUACGGCGGCGCGACGUUGGCGACGGGCAACUACGUCGCCCUGCCUUCGACGCACUACGGCGGCAGCGGCGGAGCGCCCACGUCGCUUGCGAGCUCCCCGCCGAGCAACAACGCCGGCUCCAUCGACGACGAUUGCAACACCGGCGCCUACUGCGGCAACGGCGUGCUGGCGUUCCCCGGCGCGGUGAACAACAGAGUCACGAAGAAGGGCUACGCCUUCCGGAGCAUGACCGACGGCACGGCGAAGACGCUCGUCUUCACCGAGUCUCGCGAACAGGGCUGGUCUUCGUGGUACAGCGGUGUGUCCGCGUACGUCGUCGGCAUCUGGCCCAACCGUCAAAACGGCAACCAGGCGCCGAUCGCCAACGACGGCAGCUUCGACGGCCCGCUCAACUCGUGGACCUUCGGCAACAACAUCGCCGAGGUGGCCAUCAACCAGGGCUCGAACAAGAGCACCCCGAUCGAGCAGGCUCGCUACUACAUGGGCGACCAGGCCGGGUUGAACAACACGCCAGGCAUCCAGUGGCCGCACGGCAACACCGCCGAGUCGAACGCCGCGAACCCGGGCGAGCGUCGCUGGGGACCCAGCUCGCUUCACCCAGGCGUCGCCCUGCACGCCUGGGGCGACGGCCACUCCAGCGCCGUCAAAGAAGACGUCGACGGCGCCAUCUACAUGCACCUGAUCACCCGCAACGGCCGUGAGCCGGUCGACGAGUCGAAGCCGAAGAAGGGGCCCAUGGACGAGAAACCGCUAGAGGUUAGCUGUUCCGAGUUGAAAGCGCGGCUCGACGCCGGCGAGGCGAUCGAGCUGGUCGACUGCCGGGAGCCGGCCGAGCACGCCAUCGUCAAGAUCGCCGGCGCGCGGCUGCUCCCGAUGGGGCAGGUUCCGGCCGCCGUUAGCGACCUGGCGGGUCUGGAAGGCGACGUGGUUGUCUACUGCCAUCACGGGAUGCGGAGCGCCCAGACGGCCCAGUGGCUGCGUGAGAACGGCUUGCCCGGGGCCCAGAGCCUGGCCGGCGGCGUCGACGCCUGGGCCGCCGAGGUUGACGAAGGGACCUAUGCCGCCGUGGCGGAAUUGGCAGACGCGCAUGGUUCAGGUCCAUGUGCCCGCAAGGGCGUGGAGGUUCGACUCCUCUCGGCGGCACUCGGUUGA